Molecule: messenger RNA, 3577 nt
Organism: Gaeumannomyces tritici R3-111a-1
Lineage: Eukaryota; Fungi; Ascomycota; Sordariomycetes; Magnaporthales; Magnaporthaceae
Exons: 2
Coding region: 772-3348 (858 amino acids)
Molecular function (GO): protein binding
Source: RefSeq, a predicted model, not a curated record
CAUCUCGUCCAAAGCUCGACUCCUCCCACACUGCCACCCCAUCGGCGCACAAAUGGAUCCCCUUUCCAUCACCACGGGCGUCGCUGCCCUUUUCGGCACCUGCCUCAAUAUCGUCGAAAAGGUCGACGCCAUCAGGGAAGCGGGUGCGAGCUCCCGCGCGGCCAUGGUGCGGUUCGAAACGGACAAACUCCUGCUCGCCCAGUGGGGCAAGGAGGUCGGCAUUGAGGAUGGCGUGCUGCUGCCAACGCACCAUGAAUCCCUGGACGACCCCGCAGUUGCCGCAAUGGUCACCGAUAUUCUGGGCAAUAUCAGCGAUAUAUGCCUAACGAUCGACAGCUCCCUCAAAGGCCUUGCUUACAGGCCUGUAAAGCCCACCAAGGUCGUGAACGGGGACCUUGGUCCUGGCCUCGAAUCCCUUCGGCGGGCGCCCCACGAUGACCUUGCCAAGGGGGGGCUAGUGUCUGGGAAUGGGAGCUCAGCAAAAGGCAGCACGUCGAAGAUGGCCAAGGUGGGCUGGGCACUUGGCGGCCAGGCCCGGGUUGCGCCAAAGCUCGACCAACUGGGGAACCUAAUCAAGAGUCUGUUUAAAGUCGUGCCUAUUUCCGAUUCGGCGCUUCGGAAAGCAUUGGAAUAUCUGCAAAAGCAGCGAGAAAGCUACUUCAUCUCACAGCCCUGUGUCUUCGCUAUCUCGCGACAAAAUGCGUAUGGGAUACGGGGCUUUUGCUGGGAGAGAGGGAGGUGCUCAGAGCACUGAUUGCACUCGCUGUGGACAUGCUGGGUGCUCUGGGGCGGCAGCCCGAAAAUCAAGCUGUCCCGGCACUGAUUGCUGACAUGGUGCACAAGAUUCUCGAUCCGCGCAAAGGCAUCUGGUCAUCGCUCCAUCCACAUGUCUGGAGGCUUUUUCAGCACCACAGAUCAACGUCUAGAAUCGCAAAACUGUGGUACAGGGAGUCGCUAGGAGGGAGCGACAGCGGCCAAGGAAUGAUAGGAGAUAAUGCCCUAUGCUUCGCAGCCUGGAUAGGCCGCGAUGCUCUGCGACACAUCAGUACAGAAGCCAAGAUCCCUAUUAAUACAUCGACCCAGGAUGGGUGGACUGCCUUGCACAUUGCGUGCAUGCGGGAGGGGGGAGGCGAAUCUCUCGUCAAGCUGCUCGUCGAAUGUGGUGCCGACGUCAACGCCCAGACCACUACUAAUGGCGACACUGCGCUGAUGGUGGCCACGUACAAGGGGCGUGUGGGGGAGGCGAGGCUGCUGUUGGAUGCUGGGGCGAAGCUUCUUCGGACCAAGCGAGGCGGCUACACGCCCUUGCUUUCGGCCACGAUGGGCGGUUACGUGGAGCUCGUACGGCUUCUGCUCGAUCGAGGAGCCGACCUGGCGGUGACAAACGUCUGGAAAGAAACGGCAUUGCAUUUGGCAUACCUUGAACAACGUAACGACGUUGCCGCUUUGCUGUUGGAUCGGGGAGCGGACGUCACCAAGCGUUGUUCGUCCGGCAACGUGCCGCUUCAUCGUGCCCUCUGGAGAGGCCAAGAAUUAUGGAGCCCACUACUUGAAAAGGCCGCCGGCAUUGGAAUGUUGGAGGUCAACACGUCCAAUACCAUCGGAGAGACGCUUCUUCAUGCGGCGAUACUUGGGGCGAACCCCGCGAGCAGUUUUGCAGGCAGCGCGGCAGAGGCGCUACUCGACUUGGGCGCGGACGUCGAGGCAAAAUCGGACACGGGGAACACUGCGCUCACCCUUGCCGCGGCCCGUUUUGGCACCGAGUGGCUGCAGGGUCUGCUAGACAGAGGAGCAAAGGUCGACGCGCCAGGGGGCAGGGGCCGAACCCCGUUGCAUGCGGCUUUGCUGUGCGGCAACACCGCGUCCGCAAGCCUGUUUCUGGCACGAGGAGCUGAUCUUGCCCUUAAAGAUGGUGAUGGGUGUGUUGCCGGCCAUUUCGCUGCGAAGUCCAAUAAAGGAGCCUGCUUGCGCCUUGUGCUACAGCAAGGGGCGGAUAUCAACGCCAAAACAAACUUGGGAGAGCCCCUGCUGUUUUUCGGGAUUUCCUCUGGAGCUACCGAAUGUGUGGAAAUCUUGCUCAGCUCAGGGGCGACCCUCGCAGAUGUGGAUUCAGAUCAGAAUUCUGUGCUCCAUUGUGCAUGCUACUACAGCCAAGUGGACUGCUUCCAGCUCCUUGUCGAGAAAGGGGCCAAUCCCAUGGCUCUUAACAAUGCUCAAAACACCCCUGCACACGUUGCCGCCUGCGAGGACAGCCCAGGCUGCCUGCGACGUCUGGUAAACUUGGGGGUCGACAUAUUAGCAAGAAAUGAUCAUGGUCGAACGCCAAUCUUGGGCGCGUGCGAGGAUGGCAGCGCCGACUGCCUAAAGCUCCUCAUGGACGCUGGUGCAGACAUCCAGGUUCAGGAUAAGAAUGGCUACACUCCGGUUUCCCUCGCGGCUGCGGGGGGUCAUGGCGGGUGUUUGGAGAUGCUCCUGAAGGCCGGGGCGGACUGCAAUGUGGUCCAACGCAGUGGCCACCCGGCAAUUACCUAUGCAGCCCGGGGUGGGCAUGACGCUUGCUUGAAGCUGCUGCUCGACUACGGGGCUGAUGUCACGGUGGCGUACUCCGCAGGCUGGACGGCGGCGCACCAAGCCGCCGACGCCUGCCAGCUCGGCUGCCUCGAGCUCUUGCUGGACGCCGGGGCCGACUACAGCGCCGUGACCCUUGUCAACAGCGAGUCCGUGGUCCACAUGGCACUGUCCUCCGGCAGCCCCGCCGCGCUCGAGCUGCUGCUGGGCCGCGGUGCCGACCCCUUCACCCUGGACGGCGUCGGCAACAACCUGCUCGGCCGUCUCUGCAACAUACCGCCAGGGCGCAAGGGCUCCGUGGACCAGCUGCUCGACCUCCUGCUCACCCGUGGCCUCGACGCCCUCCACCGCAACGCCUACGGCAUGACGCCGCUCGCCGUCGCGGUUGCGCACGGGGAGGAGGCCAUGGCCAAGAGACUCCUCGCCGCCACCGAGGGCACCUUCGACCUGCCCGACGGCUUCGGCCGCACGCUGCUCUGGUGGGUCCGGCGCGCGGGCGGCCAAGUCGGCGGCCUUGUCGACAUCCUGCAGCGCGAGGCCGACAGGCGGGGGGUUACGCUGCCGCAGCCAGAGGCGGAAGUCGAAGUUGGCGGACAGUACGAGGCUGCCACCAUCCCGGGUUCUUACUGCGACGUUUGUACCCUUCAUAUGCACUCGGGUCAGGCUGGCUACCAAUGUCCUGUCUGCUGGGGUGGGUACUUUGUCAUGUGCCGCGAGUGCUAUGACCUUGGAGGGCGCUGUCUGGAGGGAUACCACGUCGCCAACGAGCUAACUUUUUGAGCAACCAAAAAGCGGGCGAGUGGUUGCCCUACUAAUAGAAAUUGGCGUUUCGAGGAGGAUCCGGGCGAGAAACAUCGGUUGAGGAAAUUUCUCACAUCUACAAGGAAGCACACUGCAUUCCGGCGUUGGAUUAGCGCUAUUCAAUCAGGAAAUCACAAGCAAGCCGUAUGGUUGCUGGCAUGACCUCCCGGUCACUAGGUAGCGGUGGACGGGGCCUCCUAAUCCCACC